AUGGAGCUACCUUCGAACCUAUUGCCCGAUGAUGCAAGUCCAGAGUGGAUGAACAAAGGAGACAACGCAUGGCAGUUAACAGCAGCAACAAUGGUUGGGCUUCAAAGCAUUCCCGGACUUGUUAUCCUUUACGCAAGCCUGAUGAAGAAAACAUGGGCGAUAAACUCAGCUUUCAUGGCCUUUUACGCCUUUGCUGCUGUUCUCCUAUGUUGGGUUUCAUGGGCUUACCGAAUGUCGUUCGGGGACAAAAUGGUAUUUUUCUUGGGGAAACCUGGUGUAGCAUUAGAUGAGAAGUUUUUAUUAGAGAAAGCCUUUUUGGGAAAUUUUCCUAAUGCUACAAUGGUGUUUUACCAAGGUGUUUUUGCUGGUAUUACUUUGAUUUUGAUAGCUGGUGCUUUACUUGGGAGAAUGAACAUUCGUGCAUGGAUGUUGUUUGUGCCACUUUGGGUGACAUUCUCGUACACUGUUGUUGCUUUUAGUAUUUGGUCUCCUAACGGAUGGUUGGCUAAACAUGGUGUUAUUGAUUUUGCUGGUGGAUAUGUUAUUCACCUCUCUGCAGGAGUCGCGGGUUUCACCGCAGCUUAUUGGGUGGGUCCUCGACCGGAGAAGGAUAGGGAAACAUUUCCGGCAGGAGCAAACAACAUGAUAAUGAUGGUUGCAGGCGCGGGACUGCUUUGGAUGGGAUGGAGUGGAUUCAACGGUGGAGGUCCGUUUGUGGCUAGCACUAUUGCGUCUCUUGCUGUGCUAAACACACAUGUGUGUACCGCUGCUAGCAUCGUCGUGUGGAUUAUGCUAGAUACUUUUUACUUUGGCAAGCCUAAUAUGUUUGGUGCUGUACAAGGCAUGAUCACCGGUCUCGUCUGCAUCACCCCGGCCGCAGGAAUUGUGCAGGGAUGGGCUGCAAUCUUGAUGGGUUUGAUUUCAGGAAGUAUUCCAUGGUACACAAUGAUGGUACUUCACAACAAAAUUAAUUUCUUAAAGCAUAUAGACGACCCGAUGGCGGUGUUCCACACCCACACCAUAGCUAGUGCUCUUGGUGGCAUCCUCACCGGCUUCUUCGCUGUGCCUAAAUUAUGUCGUCUCUUUUACAUGGUACCCGAUUGGGAAAAAUACAUUGGCCUCGCGUAUGGUCUACAAAACAAUGGCGCAACUCGAGCGGGUUUGAAACAAAUGGUGAUCCAAAUUGAGGCCAUAGUUUUUGUAGUUUGCUAUAAUGUUGUUGUGACAAGUUUGAUUUGUUUGCUUGUGAGGGUUUUAGUACCACUUAGGCUUAAUAGUGAUGCAUUGCAAAUGGGUGACAAGGCAAUGCAUGGAGAGGUUGCUUUUGCCAUGAAUAGUGAGGUUAUUAAAUUUGUGAACAUUAAGCAUAAUAAGGUUUAUGAUACUCAAGAUUUCUCAUCCAUUCAGGAGUCUAGGUCAUUAGGUGAGCUUCAAAUGGUAUGA
Molecule: messenger RNA, 1443 nt
Organism: Lathyrus oleraceus (garden pea)
Lineage: Eukaryota; Viridiplantae; Streptophyta; Magnoliopsida; Fabales; Fabaceae
Product: ammonium transporter 2 member 4
Exons: 3
Coding region: 1-1443 (480 amino acids)
Biological process (GO): ammonium transmembrane transport
Cellular component (GO): plasma membrane
Molecular function (GO): ammonium channel activity
Source: RefSeq, a predicted model, not a curated record